Thamnophis elegans (Western terrestrial garter snake) is the source of this 3266-nucleotide messenger RNA. It is a transcript of the gene GABBR1, whose product is annotated as gamma-aminobutyric acid type B receptor subunit 1. Gene Ontology annotation, cellular component: G protein-coupled receptor heterodimeric complex; membrane. Gene Ontology annotation, molecular function: G protein-coupled GABA receptor activity. The record is from RefSeq and is a predicted model, not a curated record. The coding region runs from base 204 to 3188 and encodes 994 amino acids. The transcript has 24 exons. NCBI's taxonomy places the organism in Eukaryota, Metazoa, Chordata, Lepidosauria, Squamata, Natricidae. Gene Ontology annotation, biological process: G protein-coupled receptor signaling pathway; gamma-aminobutyric acid signaling pathway.
GUUCAAAUUAUCCUAUUUGGGUUCUCUGGAACAGCCUCUAAUUCUUGAAAAAGUGGAAAGAAAGAGAAGAAGAGGAUGAUCAGGAACGAAGUUAAGGGACUGAGUUACAGUGGUGUUGAGUGCACUUUGGAAGACCUGGACAGGGCUGGAAAUAUAAACCAAGACCUGGAUCCAGAAAGUCCCACCUGUGUAGUUGGGGAAGUAUGGUUCGAAGGAAAAAGAUGCUGCUUCUCCUUGUGGUGAGUUUGCUGGCGAUAGCACAACUUGGUCAUGGAGCAGUCCAUCUGAACAUCACAGAAGGUUGCAAACUCAUCUUCCCUCCUUGGGACGGUGGUAUACGCUACAGAGGCCUGACCCGUGAACAGGUGAAGACUGCCCACUUCCUUCCUUUCGACUAUGAGAUUGAAUAUGUCUGCCGUCCGGAGAGGGAAAUUGUGGGGCCCAAAGUACGAAAAUGCCUCCCUAAUGGAACCUGGACGGACAGUGAUGUCGAAAGCCGCUGCUUACGCACUUGUCCCAAGAUGCACUUGAACCUGGAGAAUGGGCAAGUCAGUGUCCGAGCAAUUGAACGGGUGCCUGUUGAAGGCACGUGGGUGGAAUAUCGCUGCAAUCCUGGCUUUUACCUACUGGGCAGUCCCCGCAGCAAUUGCACCAAGGUGGGCCGCUGGAGCUCCGCCAAACCUGUUUGCGAGUUGUGGCGUCCUCCUGUUUCCCGGUCUGGAUCAGGCAAGAAGAGGCUGCACAUCGGGGCGCUUUUCCCCAUGACCGGCGGCUGGCCGGGGGGCCAAGCCUGCCUGCCUUCCGCCCAGAUGGCCCUCGACGACGUCAACAACCGGAGGGACAUCCUGCCCGACUACGAGCUGCGUCUCGACUACCGCGACAGCGAGUGUGAACCUGGUGUGGCAACAAAAUUUAUGUAUGAGCUCCUCUACAAUGACCCCAUCAAGAUCAUCCUUAUGCCUGGCUGCAGCAGUGUUUCCACCUUGGUGGCAGAGGCUGCACGCAUGUGGAAUCUCAUUGUGUUGUCCUAUGGCUCCAGCUCACCAGCCCUUUCCAACCGCCAGCGUUUCCCCACCUUUUUCCGCACGCACCCAUCCGCCACACUGCACAAUCCCACCCGUGUGCAGCUCUUCAAGAAAUGGAGCUGGACGAAGAUUGCCACAAUCCAGCAGACGACAGAGGUGUUUACAUCGACUUUGGAUGAUCUGGAGGAGCGAGUCAAAGAGGCUGGGAUUGAAAUCACUUUCCGCCAGAGCUUCUUCUCCGAUCCUACGGUGCCUGUCAAGAAUCUCAAGCGCCAGGACGCUCGCAUUAUUGUUGGGCUGUUUUACGAGACUGAGGCACGAAAGGUUUUCUGUGAGGUGUACAAGGAGCGUUUGUUUGGAAAGAAAUAUGUCUGGUUCCUGAUUGGCUGGUAUGCUGACAACUGGUUCCGCAUCAAGGACGCAAACAUUAAUUGCACAGAGGAAGAGAUGAAGGAGGCGGUGGAGGGACACAUCACCACGGAGAUCGUCAUGCUGAAUCCAGAAAACACCCGCAGCAUCUCUAAUAUGACAUCAGAGGAAUUCAUUGAGAAACUGACAAAGCGCGUGGAGAAAUCUCCAGAGGAGACGGGGGGUUUCCAGGAAGCCCCAUUGGCUUAUGAUGCCAUCUGGGCCCUGGCCCUUGCAUUAAACAAGACCUCAGCUGAACUGGUAAAGAAAGGGUUACGUCUUGAAGACUUCAAUUACAACAACCAGACUAUUACAGACGAGAUCUACCGAGCCCUCAACUCUUCAGCCUUUGAGGGGGUCUCGGGACAUGUGGUCUUUGAUGCCAGUGGCUCUCGGAUGGCCUGGACCCUCAUUGAGCAGCUUCAGGAUGGUGUCUAUAAGAAGAUUGGCUAUUAUGACAGCACCAAGGAUAACCUCUCCUGGUAUAACAAUGACAAGUGGAUUGGUGGUGUCCCGCCAGCAGAUUAUACUAAGGUCAUCAUCACCUUCCGGUAUCUUUCCCAGAAGCUCUUCAUUUCUGUUUCGGUGCUCUCAAGUGUGGGUAUCCUAUUGGCCAUCAUUUGCUUGGCCUUCAACAUCUACAAUGGGCAUGUCAGAUACAUCCAGAACUCUCAGCCAUAUCUCAACAAUAUGACAGCUGUUGGCUGUGCACUGGCCCAGGCAGCUGUCUUCCCACUUGGGUUGGAUGGCCUUCACAUCAGCAAAGACCUCUUCCCUUUUGUUUGCCAGGCUCGGCUUUGGCUCCUGGGUUUGGGUUUUAGCCUUGGCUAUGGCAGCAUGUUCACCAAAAUCUGGUGGGUGCACACCGUCUUCACCAAGAAAGAAGAGAAGAAAGAACGACGGAAGACUUUGGAACCCUGGAAACUCUAUGCCACUGUUGGAUUGCUUGUCGGGCUCGAUUUUGUCAUCUUGGCUAUCUGGCAAAUAGUUAACCCACUGAAACGCACAACAGAGGAAUUUACCAAAGAGGAGCCUAAAAGUGACAUUGACGUGCUGAUCCUACCCAAGCUGGAGCACUGCAGUUCUGAAAAGAUGAACACUUGGCUGGGUAUCUUCUACGGCUUCAAGGGUCUGCUCCUGCUUUUAGGCAUCUUCCUGGCCUAUGAGACAAAAGGAGUCUCCACAGAGAAGAUCAAUGACCACCGAGCUGUGGGCAUGGCAAUCUAUAAUGUGGCUGUGCUGUGUCUUAUCACGGCCCCCGUAACCAUGAUCCUCAGCAGUCAACAGGAUGCUGCCUUCGCCUUCGCCUCCCUUGCCAUUGUCUUCUCCUCUUACAUCACACUGGUUGUGCUGUUUGUGCCCAAGAUGCGGCGCCUCAUCACCCGGGGAGAAUGGCAGUCCGAGCAGCAGGACACCAUGAAAACUGGCUCCUCCACCAACAACAAUGAGGAGGAGAAAUCGCGGAUGCUGGAGAAGGAGAACCGCGAACUGGAGAAGAUCAUUGCCGAGAAAGAAGAGCGUGUCUCGGAGCUCCAGCAGCAGCUGAAAGAGCGGCAGCAACUGCGUUCCCGGCGACGCUCCUCCAACUGUGCAGCUGACAACCAUUUCAACAACUCAGCUUCAGCUUCAGCAGCCACCGGCCCCAACCUUUACCAGCCCAGCCUGCCUCUCGUCCGUUGCUUGGUGGCUGAGCAGGCUGACAAGCUGGGACGCAACAACUGUGAUGGGAGCCGUGUCCACCUGCUCUACAAGUGAAGGACCUUACAGACAUCUGGAGAAAGGGAGAGUAGGGCUUUGCUUGGGUAGCGGGGGUGGGGUGGGGAGGCGAAUGGG